Brugia pahangi is the source of this 309-nucleotide messenger RNA. NCBI's taxonomy places the organism in Eukaryota, Metazoa, Nematoda, Chromadorea, Rhabditida, Onchocercidae. The record is from the annotation of a GenBank genome assembly.
AUGAUGACGCUUGUAAUGCUUUUGCUUAAAGGAAGCAAAAAUAUACAAUCAACUCAAACAUCAAGACCAAAUUAUGUCCAAAAUGGAAAAGUGCAUUUUAAACGUUUGGGACGUCUGAACGAUGAGCUUGAAUUUCGACGUAAUCCUAUUCUGCCUCAGUUACCGACUUUUUUAUCCAAGAAAGAGUUGCUUUCAAGGCUUUCUGAACAAAAUGCUCAGAAUAAGCAUCAAGAACAAAUUGCUGAUAACGCUGCUGAAAUAUUUGACGUCGCAGAACAAGAAUACAAGGAUUACAAAGAUGCGGUAUAG